Messenger RNA from Mytilus californianus (California mussel), 2333 nucleotides. Its product is annotated as histamine H3 receptor-like. Gene Ontology annotation, biological process: chemical synaptic transmission; adenylate cyclase-inhibiting G protein-coupled acetylcholine receptor signaling pathway; G protein-coupled receptor signaling pathway, coupled to cyclic nucleotide second messenger. Gene Ontology annotation, cellular component: membrane; dendrite; synapse. Bases 600 to 1661 code for a protein of 353 amino acids. Lineage: Eukaryota; Metazoa; Mollusca; Bivalvia; Mytilida; Mytilidae. The record is from RefSeq and is a predicted model, not a curated record. The transcript has a single exon. Gene Ontology annotation, molecular function: G protein-coupled acetylcholine receptor activity; G protein-coupled serotonin receptor activity.
GCUCCUCCUUCUGUUUGCAUCCUUUAAAUUUGACGUCAAACCUUAAAUCAAGAAAAAGAAAUUGAUUUGACAUUUGGAAGUUUCAAACUGAUUAGUUUGUUUACAGAUUUAAUUAUUCAUCUAACCAAGACUGAAAUAAUUAUAAUCGGUCCGGGUUGCAGGUUUUUACAUGUUGGAUAUUAAUUCAUAUUUUUUUUCUUUACUGUCUAAUGGAGCGUAUGAGGAUAGCUUUACAUUAAAACUUAUCAAAGAUUACAGGCCGUAGGUUCCAUGUAGGUGCUUUCUGUGUCAGCAAUUUAAAUAAAAACCAACAUUAAUUGACUUGGAAUUGAUGAAUUGUAUAUAUGUUGGAUGGAUAUUGGGAAAUUUCAAGAACUAACCAGUAAAUGGAUUUCCAUUGUCUGAAACUGUAGUAUAUUUCCUUUUGUGUCAAGUAAAAUGAAAUAUGUAAAGACUGUGGGAAUUUGUGUUGUUGAACUUAGCAACAAGUGCGCGAACAAAUGUUGAUAUGAAAUAACAUUUCUGAAGGACAAAAUGUACAUGAUAACUGUAAACCAACACAUUCAUCAAUUUCGUUUGAAUCAGUAACAAAAAGAGCGAUGAGCAAUUCAGAUUCUUUAGUGUUUUCCGUUCCGGUUACCGCUAUUAUUGGAAGUUUGAUUGCGAUAUGUAUCAUACUUACAAUUUUUGGUAAUUUUAUUGUUUUAUUGGCUUUCAUUAAAGUAAAGAAUCUACGAACCUUCAGUGAUUAUUUGAUCCUAAACUUAGCAAUAUCUGACUUGAUCAUAGGAGCUAUAUGUAUUCCUUUUUACGCACCGUACGUGUUGACUGGUAGGUGGUCUUUGGGACAUGGAAUGUGCCUCAUUUGGCUUGUGAUUGAUUAUAUUACACCGGCGGCUUCGGCUAUAAAUAUAUUCAUCAUAAGUUUGGACCGUUAUAUACAAGUUGCAUAUCCGCUUUGGGCAAGGAAUAAUCAAACCACGACUUUACUAGUUAUAUUUAUUCUUAUCCCAUGGGUUAUACCCACGUUGUACUUUGUUCCAGCCAUUUGCCUCUGGGAGGUGACAAAAGGGCGCGUUAUACCGGAUGGAGAAUGUUUUUUGCCAUACAACAAUAAUGUGACCGUCCUUUCGAUUGGUGCAUGCAUCGAAUUUGUAUUUCCAUUUGUUACAGUUUCUACCUUCAAUUUGCUUGUAUACUUGAGUAUUCGACGAAGAAGUAAGAAAUUUUGGCCAUCAAUACAAAAUUCUCGACAAAUAUCGACGCCACGUCCAGCACCAUCUUCCUCUGAGACGGGACCAUCUAGAAUUGUAUUGGAUGAACAGGAAAUGAUUGUAACUACCGGUAAGUCUGACAAUAACCACCAGAAAAUUGCCUUACAACGUGACAGAAAGGCGGCUAGAUCUCUCUUUAUUUUUGUGUUUAUGUUUGCAAUCUGUUGGAUGCCAUACGAGGUUCUAGCUACAACAAGUACCAUCUGUGGAAGGGAUUGUAUUAACUCUAAAUUGUUCGAGUUUACUUUUUGGAUUCUCUGGUUGAAUUCGACUAUUAAUCCAAUUUUGUAUCCACUUCUUCAUUCGAGAUAUCGCAUCGCAUUUUAUAAAAUACUUGCAGUGAAACAAAAUACAGUUGGUCCGAUGAUACAGUCUAUUAAUUCCUGAAUGUAUCCUCCUUUUUCAGUGUCACAUUACAUAUUAACAUUUAGAAGCUGUACAAGUGUUAUUAAUAGUAUAACUAUGCUAUUUGUGUGAUAUGUUACUUAUAAUAAAUGCUGCCAAUUAAGUGCACUGAUGUUGAAUUUCGAAUACGGCUAAGUUAUACGUCCAUUGAUUACAAGAGGUAAUGGUAAUAUAGCGUCAGUAAAUAUAGUGAUGUUGUACUCCACAGAACAGCUUACUCAAUGGCACAAAAAUAUAACUCAAUGGUAGAAAACUUUAGUCAACUAUUUCCGCGAUCAAAACAUUUUCCGGUGUAAUAGUUGUCUUUAAUAUCUGUUUUUGCCAUGACUGUACCGCUAUCUUUCUUGUUUGUAUUAAAAAAAACAAUAUAUAUAUAUAGACUUCAUAUGGCUUUACAAGACAUAUUUAUUAGAGUUAGAAAAGAAAUCAAUCUAAUCAUUUUGAUGAAUUCUACCAAGCGAUCUUUUUCCAGCUUUAUAGUUUUACGUAGGUUUUUAUAUUGAAUAGCAGCUGGUAUUAUUUUUGUUAACUUAUAAUUAGUGUAUAAAAAGAAUUAAUCCCUUUUAAGGAAAUUUCCUUGACUUUUUAUUUUAUAUCAAAUUAUCAUAUACUGAGUUAUGUAUAAUAAUAAUAAACUAUAAGUGUGGCUUCUGG